Molecule: messenger RNA, 5619 nt
Organism: Mauremys mutica (yellowpond turtle)
Lineage: Eukaryota; Metazoa; Chordata; Testudines; Geoemydidae
Exons: 12
Coding region: 152-2326 (724 amino acids)
Cellular component (GO): cytoplasm
Source: RefSeq, a predicted model, not a curated record
CGCCCAGUGCCAUCACCCUGCCUGCUGGCUGGGCAGGGUUACUCCUCAGGUCACCCCCCCCCCUCCAGCCUGCCUUGGGCUUGGGGAGUGAGGAGAAGGGCGAGGGACGACCCUGAACAUCCUCCAUCCAUCGCUCCGUCACCUGAGCAAGAUGGCCGGGCUCCUGAGGAUGUUCAGGAAGAAGGCUCUGAAGGUGGCCCCAGAGCCUGAGGGGAGCAGCUGCCAUCUUCCCCAGGAGCAGAGCGGCCCCUCUGUCCCCGCUGGCGGGGAAGGAGCUCCCGGCCGGACCAGAAGGUGGAAGUUCCCAGCCUUCUGGAAGAGGAAACCUGCUCCCGGCGCAGGCGCCGAGGUGGGAGAGGCACCGGCCAGGCCAAAAUGGAACUGGUCCAGGAUGCGGCUGGGCAGGCGGGACCCAGCCCAGGAGCGCAACCGGGCAGGGUGGCUCCGGGGCUUGUUAUGUGGGCAGCAGCGGCCCCAGGAGCCCAGCCCUGAUUUCCAUCAGGAGGCAUCGCCCUGCCUUGUCAGUGGGGACCUUCCAGCCUUCCCAGGGCAGGAGGUGGAGGAUCCCUCUCCCAGCCCCAGCAGCUCGGCCCGCUCCCCAUGGGACAGCAGCAGCGCCUGCGACUCGGACAGCAACUCGGCCCGCUCCCCAUGGGACAGCAGCAGCGCCUGCGACUCAGACAGCAGCUUGGCUGAUGGACGCUUCUGCUUCGUUCAAGGGUCCGCCAGGGCCUCUGAGGACGAGCAGGAGCAGGAGGAGGAGGAGGAGGAGGAGGAAUGGGUUGACGUGGUAACAGAGGAGGCUGCUCUCAAAAACAUCCGAGAGCAGCUCCAGGGCCGAGAAAAGGACGAGGCGCAGCAGCUCGUGUUCCUGCACGCCAUCCACCCCGCGUGUCUCGCUGCACAGCAGAGAGGGCAGGACACAUUGGAGCCGCGCUGCUGCAAGGCAGCUGUGGUGGAGAGGAUUGUGGAGCUCAUUGAGGAGCUUCCUGAUGACUCUCCGCCCGGCGCCGUCCUGGCCAACUGCCUGAUCGCUGUGGCCAACCUCAGCACCAUGACACCUGCCUUGGAGCCGGAGCUGGAGACCCACCUCCUCCGAGCUGCCCUCCAUGCCGUUUUCACCCUGGACACGCGGACGGACACCACCCAAGUCCAGGAUCUGCAUAGGGUCAUGCCAGACCUCCUGGACGCCAUGCUGGGGAACCUGCUGGCAAAGUCCCCAGAUACCAACAAGCUCCACUACAUCUUGGAGCACAUUAACUACUGGAUGGUGUCCAGGGUGUCGAGCGAGAGAGCCAGGGCCAUUAGGAGCAGCGCGACCCUGCUCACCUCCAUCAUCACCCUCCCUGACUUUGACAACUCAGCCGAAUUCCCCGAGAUGGGUCACCAUGUGGCACAGCUGGCUCUGUCCAUCGGUGACCCAGACAAGGACAUCAGCCGGCAGGCCAGGGAGGGGGUUUUCCGGCUCUACCAACUGUUGCUGCACCAGAGGGACCUGACCAUCCACGAGGCCGAAGAGCUGUGGCUCCGGGACUGGCACCAGGACAGCAGGCUCCUCGGCUAUAAAAACACAGCCAGGGUCGGGGAGGUCUUUGGAAAGUUAUUCUCGGAGGGGCAGAGACGCUUCUUCCUGCGGACGGCAGUGCUGGCCAUGCACAACCCCCGGCUGCGUGUCAGCCAGGCUGGGCUGCUCCUCACUUACUCCCUCCUGGGGCAAGCCCAGCAGCUGCUGGGGGACAAGCAGGAGGAGGUCACUUAUAAGGUGACGCAACAACUGCACAUCAUCCACAACUUGCACCAAGUGCCUGAGGCGGUGCAGGAGCUCUGCCUCCGAGGCCACCAGCUACUCCCGCUCCCUGUAAACGAGGAGUGUAGUCAGACUGAGUGGUCUCCCUCCGAGUGGGAGAGCGAGAGACCCCCUACACGCCCCUUGGAGGGUGGAGCCUAUAUUGCCCCGCCCCCCUCACCGUCAGGACCGGGGCGUGGCCGGAAGUAUAAAAGACCGGCCGUGCUGCACAGUGGGGGGAGAGCCUGCAAGACAGGAGGACGCUCAGCCUGUUCUCCAAAGGCCCUGAGAGGAUCCCCAGGCGUGGACGAGGACUGGCCCGGAGUCCUCGCUGCAGUUUACUCCAAGGAGUCGGAAGAGGCCUGGAGGCUGCGGGUACCAAACCCUGGGGAGGCAGGAAGUAGCCCAGGGGCAGCCCCGGAGCAGCCGGCUGCAGAGCCCAGUGCGGCUCAGUCGGCGUGUUGCGGCAGGAUCCCCGCCGACGCAGAGGCAGCCAAUCCUGCCCCUGCCAGGACCUUGGGCUGGGACACGGUGGAGUAGGGUGGGCCGAGUGGCUGACCCCCUACACGGUGCAAGGAGGCUUUAGCCCCGCCCAGGCUAGAGCCAGCCCUGUCAAGACUGUUUGCUCACUGGCUGCCUGGUUCCACCCAAGCCAGAGCCCGUCCUUGAAGACUGGUUGUUUGUGGGCUGCUUGGGCUCUGCCCAGGCCGGAGCCACUCUGGUAGACUGUGCUGGGGGGCUGACCACUUGAGCGACCCCAGCCCAGCAGGGCCGGCUCUACCAUUUUUACCACCACAAGGAAAAACAAAAAGGCGGCUCGGACUGCCGCCGCCCGAACUGCUGAAGCUGCCCGGACUCUGCUGCCCCAGGAAUGGCCGGAUUGCCGCCCCUUAGCAUGUGCCUCCCCAGGCACGUGCUGGCUCCGCUGGUGCCUGGAGCCGGCCCUGCAGCCCAGGCCGCAGCCUGGUAACGACAGUUGACUACUGUGGUGCGGUGACUGCCCCAUGCCCAUGCAAGAGGGUGCUUGAGUAGGCCAGAGCGGCUGUGCAGGCUGGCAGCCAAUCAGAGAAGGGCCUACUGAGAGCUAAUCGGGGCCGAGAUUAAAGCCAGCCAAUCAGGGCUAGGCUAGGCCCUAUAUAAUGGCUGCCCAGGAGCACAGCAGGCAGUCUGUCCCAGAUCUUCAUGGAGGAAGGUCUUUCUCCAGAGCAGGAGACUGGCACCUCGGACAGAGCAGUGCUGGGCAGACUCAUGGGGAGCAUAGUAGAGCUCCGGCCCCAGACCUGCCAGACUGCAGACUCUGAUAGAAAAGGCCUAGAGGGUGCGAGGGGCCGGAGGGGAAGUGGCCCAGGGACAGUUGGACAAGGGGAGAGAAGGAGAGCAAGGAGGCUCCCACUAGAGGGUCCCUGGGUUGGUACCCAGAGUAGUGGGCAGGCGUGGGUCGCCCCCCUUCCCUCUUGUACUGCACCAGGCCACGCGGUGGCCUAGACAACUUCCAACGAGUCCUUGAGACAAUGGGUUAGACUUUGGGGGCUGUGGUUGGCCACUGAGGCAGAUGCAAGGACUGUUGGUAAUCCCUCCGGAAGGGGGUGAGCAUGGACUAAGGGGCACUGCCAGAGAGCAGUGGCCUGAAGAAGGACACCGUCAAAUGGGGAGCAACGCGGGUCCAGACGCCAAGGGAGGACAAGAGAUGGACAGGACACCGCCAGCAGAGCGCGCUUCCCAUAGACUGAGCUAAUUACCAGAGCGCCCAGCGGGAGGCGCCGUGGUGAUGAGCUCCAACCCCGUCACACGUGGUGGAGAAUGCAGGCACAGGCGGUCCGCCCUGAUACUAGGGGCAAGAGCGAGGACUAGGCAGAUUGUGCCACAUUGAGAGACUGAGAGAAAAUGGUGGAGAAAAGAGCCUUCUAUUGGAGGGCCUGGGUGGCUCAGCUCGCCGAGCAGCAGAGGGAGUUGUUCUGGCUGCUGCGGGGGUCGGCACCCAGGCCAAACGAGAUCUGGCCCCAAGGGCGAGAGGCCAGGGCUGGGAACUCUGAACUGCUUCGCCUGUAGGUGACGGGGACGCUACAGGAGGGAGUGUCCCUCCUGGGAGGGGGCAGAGAGGCCCCACCCAGAAAAGGCUCCCCCUGCUUGUUGGCUCUGAGGGGAGCCGGGGCACCUGAAGAGAAGGAAGGGCCAGGGCCCAAACAAGCAGGAGUAGGGACAUGGCAGGGGGAAGACCCAGAAAGUGCUUCCACUGCCACAAAGGGGGACAUUUAAGGAGGCACUGCCCCCUGAGGCAGAAAGUGGGGGUGUCUGAGACAAGGGUUCGGUCUGAGACCCCACCCACGGAAGGGAUGGUGAAGACCGAGGACCCUAGAGAGAAAGGGGCUGGGGCAGAGAGGCCCCACUGAAAUGAGGGGACCCACAUAGGAGCCAGGAGAGCCAAUGUGGGAACCCAAACACAAGUAGGAACCCCCGUAGGACCAGGGCGGUCUACAGUGGGAACCCAGACCCUAGAGGUGCGGAGCAGGUUGCUCCAGACUGUGGAGGGUCUGCGAGAGGAAAGGGAUGCCCUGUGGGCCCAGCUGUGAGGGAAGCUGGGGUGAUAGGGUCCCCCUUCCCCCCCCGUGAGCAUUCUUAAGGGGGAGGGUGUGGUGGGGUGGCUGCCCCACCCCCAUGUGAGAGGGGCUAGAGUAGGCCAGAACGGCUGCGCAGGCCAGCAGCCAGUCAAGGAAGGGCCUGCUGAGAGCCACUCGGCCGAGAUAAGAGCCUGCCUUCCGCUCCUUAGCCCCAGCCCUUGCUGGGAAGCAGAGCCCCUGCGAGCUGAAAGUCGCUUCUCCCAGAGCCGCAGACACGGGGAGCGGCAGGAUUGCAGGGGGGGCUGAGCUCCAAGCUGGGCCAGCAAUGCACAGGCGGGCGAGAGGAAUCGAUUCCUGUUUUGAAGACAGACCUGAUCAUGAGGAACCUGGGGGCCUCAGUCCCUUCAGCGACUGUAAUAGGCUCUGCCGCAGUCAGCUUAGGCAGAGGUGGACUCUGUUCUAGGCAAGGGACUUUUGGACAGAGCCUCAGAGGUAGCUGGUGCCUAACUCCCAGUUAAACCAAUAGGAGUUAGGUGCCUAAAUACCUUGGAGGAUGGGGCCUACAUGCCACGCAGAGGAGAGCAGAGGCAGAGGUGGCAGGGGCCUGGUUUAAUGGAACGGGGCUGAUCCUUUCACAAUGGUGUAACUCAGGAGAAAAUCCAGUGCAGUUAAUGGAGUUAGUGGAGUGGCACCAGAGCAGAACUGGCAGGGGCAACAGGCAGAUCAAGGCCAGUGGAUUUGAACUAAAGGGGAAAUGUCUUCAGACAAGGAGGCCAGGAGUGUGGAGCAGAGCAACCGGCACAGCAGGGUUAUAUCGCUGGCCCUGCUUUCUCCAGCCUCAGCCACUUGCCCGAGAUCAUGCAGGAAAGGCCCUGACAGACCCAGGAAUCCUGACUCCCCAUUUGGUGGUGGUGUGCACAGAUGGAGUGGGUGAAGAGAGAGGGGACACCCCACUCAGUAUCAGAUCACAACCUAACCGAGGAUAAAAUCUCAUGCUUGUUGUGGUGGAAAGGCUACUGGGCCUGCUGUUUCUGACCCGAGAGAGGUAUUUUGCUUUCCCUUAAUGGAUCCACUGGGAAAAAUCUAGCUGGACAACAACAUUUCUCCAAGCCAGAGCAGCGGGGAGAGAAACCUCCCUCUCACAGCUUCCCAGCUCAACUCCAGUUUGUUCAGCUCCAUGCUGCAGGCUCUGCAGCUGCCUGCACUGGCGUUCAUGAAAAAGCUUUUUUUAAAACAAAGAUGAUUGAGAAACCCGCAGCCUGAGAAAGCAGCAGC